Molecule: messenger RNA, 2448 nt
Organism: Aspergillus aculeatus ATCC 16872
Lineage: Eukaryota; Fungi; Ascomycota; Eurotiomycetes; Eurotiales; Aspergillaceae
Exons: 8
Biological process (GO): DNA-templated transcription; regulation of DNA-templated transcription
Molecular function (GO): zinc ion binding; DNA-binding transcription factor activity, RNA polymerase II-specific; DNA binding
Source: RefSeq, a predicted model, not a curated record
AGCAAGUCACCAAAGCCUGCUCGAAAGCAUGUGACGACGGCCUGCAACCCUUGCAGAGAGGGCAAAGUGAAGUGCGACGGAGUCACUCCCGCUUGCGGGAAUUGCGAGGCAAAAGGCAAGAGAUGCUCUUAUCGCCAAGUUGAUGACAGGCGCAAAAUCCCGGUACGAGUAAGCUUCGGUAUUUUGGCUAAAAGAAUAAACCAGCUGGUACUUUACAUUGAAGGGCAGGGUUUGGAACUUUCUUGCAUGGACGAGAGCGACAGUUUGAUGAUCCAAAGCAUAUUUGAUGCGCUUGGACCGGAAUGUUAUGGUCUUACGACUGGGAAGGAUACGUCGACUGCAAAGCGGGGCAUUGAUGACACCAAACCUGGUCAAGAUGGUCCGCUCUCUCCAAAUGCAAUACCACCUCAUCAGAAAGCGGUUGCCGCCUCCUCUUCACCGUCCACCGGUGCAGUUCCGCAGGAGCCUCUAGACGCGCAGAGCCUUGUAUCCUCAGUAGCACAGCCAGUGCAAGACAUCUCGGGGAGAAUCUCAGAGGUGCUGAAAGGUGACAACAUAGCAUGUACGUCCCUACGAAGUCAAAGGGAUGAACUGCUGAACACGACGACGAUCCCUAGGACGCCAGCUGCCUCGGCAUGCUCCUCUGACUCUACCGAACCUAGACGUCGACCUCAGCCCAACCCUCCUCAUGAUAUCGAGGAGGACGAAGAGGAUGAGGUUACUAGUCAGCUGUCAUGCCGGGUAGGGAGGCUUCAAGUGAUGCAUGACGGACAGCUCCGGUACUACGGGUCCACUUCCAACCUCAACCUCCUGGAUAUCCUGGUCGGUGCCGCUCCGCCAUGCUCAACAAAUGCACAGACAGAGGCACACGAAGUCUUAAAGAGUGCGGAGCUUGAUGUCCCAGUCGAUGAAACAUUCGAACAGCAUCUGCUGAAGCUCUACUUCACAUGGCAAGAUCCCUGUCUCCAUGUCGUGGACGAACACGUCUUCUGGAGGUCGAGAGCACAGAAUCUGUACGAUGACUUGGAAACACCAUACUACUCUUACACACUAGUAAAUGCUAUGUGUGCGAUCGGAGCUGCGUACGAGCCCCGAUACCACCCGAGUCUUGUAACCUUUCCUCGAUCGCUCGCUGAGUUCUUUGGUGACCGCGCUAAAGUACUCCUUGAAUUGGAACUGGAGAAUCCGUCAAUCGCCACAGUUCAAGCCUUGGUUAUUUUAGGUGGAUAUGAAGCCUCUUGCACGAGGGAUACGCGGGGCUGGCUGUACAGUGGCAUGGCUAUGCAUUUGGCGUUUGAUCUUGGACUUCAUCUGGAUAUGGCUCCGUACGUGGCCAAGGGCAUCAUCCCGUUGGAAAAUGCCGAGAUUCGCCGCCUGACCUUCUGGGGAGCAUAUAUGAGCGAGCAAUUCUGGGGUUGGUACCUCGGUCGUCAUACUCGAAACCAAUUGUCGGUGAUAACAGUCAAGAAGCUGGAUGGGUGCAAUGAUCCAGGAGCCGAAAAGUGGGAGCCAUAUGGCUCUCCGACCGCCUCGAACAACAUACCCGCUUUUCCAAACACAUUGGAGAAGCUAUCCUACGAAUGGAUCUCUCUCUAUGAUCUCCCAUUGCCACUGACCGAUGUUUUAUAUGGCAGCUCUUCUAUCUCUAUACGUGAAAUGCAGGAGCUAGCAGCCCACACAGUCGAGAAGCUCAAGUCGUGGAAAGCUGAUUUGCCAGCAGAGCUGGACUUUGACGAAUCCGAGAGUGGAGUUCAACCUCUUCCGCACGUGCUAGCUCUACACAUGCAGUAUUAUCAGCUGAUGAUUCACUGUCACCGUCCGUACAUCUCUCACGUUAUCCAGCCUCAGCCACCUCAGGGUCCAGGCUCAGGGCAUGCACGCAUGACAUGCAUCGAGUCGGCGAUAUCGAUAGCGAAACUGCUCGCCCUCUAUGAGCGAUACUAUAGUUUCCGCCGGGCCAAUUAUCUCGUUGUAUCCUUCGUCUUCUCGGCUGCACUAAUACUUAUUUUCAUCACGGUACCUCUCAAAGGGGAUGAUGAAGAUCAAGAAUUGAUGCAGCAUUUGAACACUUGUUUCCGUGCGCUAGAUGAGAUGGGCAGUCGCUUUGAGAAUGCGAGACGCACGAAUAUCUUUCUCACAACACUGCAGUGCGAGUGGCAGACUCGUCGGCGAGACACGAAGGUAUUUUCAGGAGCCAAGAGGAAGUUGCCGUACUCGUUCGCAACGACUGGUCGUCGGACUAUGACGCGAGAUGGGAGCCCCCUACGCUCAGCACAUGAUCAAAGCUGGUCCGCAGCAGCGGCAGGCCGAAUGGGAGAACAAGCAGGUGUUGACCUUCAACACUCAAUUGAUCUUCCUUCCAUCGAUGAUGGCUUGUCUUACUCUCUGGAUUUUAUGGAGUCCGAUUUGUGCAAUAUCCUUCUCAGCGAGGGCAUUCCGAGGGCGUUC